AGAAGUAGAGCUCUUCUUGUACAAGCAAGUAGAUUUCAUUUCUAGUUAGAUUCUCUUCCAGGCCACAAGACUUCCUGAGCUGCAACUCUUGCUUCAUUAGCCGAUAACGUGGGACACUGCCUGGAGGAGAUGCAGCCUCAGGGUCCGCCCGUGGUCGUGGUAACCCAGCAACCUGUGCGAGCUUUGCAGAAUUCCAACUGGCAGACCGGCAUGUGCGACUGCUUUAGCGACUGCGGAGUGUGUCUGUGUGGCACAUUUUGUUACCCGUGCCUGGGCUGUCAAGUCGCAUCUGACAUGAAUGAGUGCUGCCUUUGUGGAACCUCUGUGGCCAUGAGGACCCUCUUCCGGACCCGAUACGGCAUCCCUGGGUCUAUUUGUGAUGACUACAUGGUGACCCUCUGCUGUCCUUACUGCUCUGUUUGCCAAAUCAAGAGAGACAUCAACCGAAGGAGAGCCAUGAACGCCUUCUGAAGAGCUGGUGGUCAAGAGCUCCUACUGAAGCAGCUGAAAUCUGCAAAUAUCUUCAGCAUGGACAAUGUGCCUUUUAACAUCUGAAAUAGCAUGAAUUCACUGAACAUAGUAAUGUUGUGAAAACCAAGUUUUGAAUUAUUUUGAAUGAGAUUGUCUCUGAGUUUUGCCAAAUGGUCCAGCCUAGUUUGUUCUAGGUUUCAUAUUAUCACAUUUUCUGGCUUCAAUUUUUUAACAACAUUUAAACUAUAAACCUCUGCUUCUUGGCCUAA
Molecule: messenger RNA, 740 nt
Organism: Ochotona curzoniae (black-lipped pika)
Lineage: Eukaryota; Metazoa; Chordata; Mammalia; Lagomorpha; Ochotonidae
Product: placenta-specific gene 8 protein-like
Exons: 5
Coding region: 130-471 (113 amino acids)
Biological process (GO): positive regulation of transcription by RNA polymerase II
Source: RefSeq, a predicted model, not a curated record